AAAAGACGUCGCCUCUGCACCCUACGGAAAACGUUACUGGCAUUUUUCCCUGCCUAUUGGUAUAUUUACACAAACACAACUACAUCAUUUCGAUAAAGGGUUCCCCGAUCGAAUAGAUAGUGGUCAAUUGCAAUUUGGGUGUUUAGCUGAUAGGUUGUUAUCGAACAGUUUCGGAACGCCUGCCGGUCGCGUGGGAACAAUCGUACAUUCCGUGUUACAAACUUGCGGUAGGUCAUGUGAGCUGAGUGACGAUGGAGCACAUUUUACAAUGGAUUUCAUUGAACCAACCGGAGAAGGAACGCGUUUUGGGUUUAGAAACAGCGACUGAGUACCGCCAGCGAUGGAUUUCGAUUCGUGUGGUAUAUUUCGUAGGGUACCUCAUGUUUCUAGCAUUCGGAAUAGUUGCCACUGGACUGUGGCCUUAUCUGAAAACACUGGAACCAUCAGUCAGUAAGGUGUUUUUGGCGUACGUAUUUGCAGUAACUCCAUUAGGACAGCUGAUAUUUAGUCCUUUGUUUGGAUGGUGGACGAACAAGCUAUCAUCGAUGCGAGUGCCACUAGUUUUACUGGCAGCAGUUUUCACUGUAGGGAGCGUGAUCUAUGCCUUGUUGGGGGAAUUUCCGAGUAAUCGGGGCUACAUUUUGUUGUUGUCCAGAGCGCUGGUUGGAGUUGGAUCAUCGGCAGUAACGAUAUGCCGAGCCUACAUUUCUUCAGCGACCAUGGUUUCGGAAAGAACGAAAACGAUUUCCUAUAUGGCACUGGCACAAAGUUUAGGCCUGAUGGUUGGACCGAUUUUCCAGUCAAUUUUCGCCGAGCUUGGAGAAGAAGGAUUCAGUUUUCUGGGGUGGUUUCGGGUGAACAUGUACACAAUUUCUGGUUGGAUAUGUGCUGCGCUUGGACUGCUGAACAUUGUGCUGGUUAUGCCAUGGAUAUUCCAAGAUAGUCCUAUUGCUGUGAAGGAAGCAAUGAAAACCUUAGGGACAGCAACUGCCAAGGAAACGUGGAAAUCAAUGCAGUUGCAAUAUUUCUCGAUCACCUUAAUGAUCGUUGGGUUUUCGGUGCUGAUGUUCGUUUACGUGGCGUUUCAGACAUUACUAUCACCAAUAGCUCUGGAUCAGUUUGGCUGGACCAAUGAGGAAUCCUUGUUUUAUUUGGGUAUUCUGAUGACAGCUGGAGCUCUGAUAUCUUGUAUUCUGUUUCUGGUGCUGGACCCACUAUGUAAACGCUUCAGUGAAAUUGGUGUGCUCGUGUACGGAGCGAUGUUAGCCCUAUUCCUCAGUCAGCUGUUGAUGAUACCUGUUGGAACAAAACCUAUAACAGCGUAUAUCGACGUUAAUAGCACCACCGGAUGUCCGCCCACGCAGGAGUGGUGUCAAUCGAUACCGCCGGUAACGAAAAUCCAGUUUACGAUAUCCUACACACUGUUGUGCAUAGCAUUCUCUAUUGGAACGACAUUGAGUCAGGCAGUGUUUUCGAAAUUACUCGGCCCAAGACCUCAAGGAACUUGGAUGGCACUGUUGACCUGCGCAGGAAGUGCUGCUCGAAUUGUCGGUCCAGGUUCGGUUACUGCCUACGUGAUCGUUGGAACCUACUGGACGUUUGGUGCUAGUACUGUCCUUUCAGGGAUUAUAUUCCUGUGGAUGUGGGUUUAUCGAAAUCGUCUUCAACCUUCUAAACCCGACUCGGUGGAAGAACUUAAAGUACUUAGUUCUACUAAACAAUAGUAGUCUCACAAAAUGCGUAGCUGUGAUCUGUACUUAUGUAAUAGAAAAUAAAUUUUAUUUUUGCUAGGAAAA
Malaya genurostris is the source of this 1796-nucleotide messenger RNA. Its product is annotated as major facilitator superfamily domain-containing protein 8-like. The coding region runs from base 252 to 1724 and encodes 490 amino acids. Gene Ontology annotation, cellular component: lysosomal membrane. The transcript has 3 exons. NCBI's taxonomy places the organism in Eukaryota, Metazoa, Arthropoda, Insecta, Diptera, Culicidae. Gene Ontology annotation, biological process: transmembrane transport. The record is from RefSeq and is a predicted model, not a curated record. Gene Ontology annotation, molecular function: transmembrane transporter activity.